This is a messenger RNA of Photinus pyralis (common eastern firefly), 1167 nucleotides long. RefSeq lists its product as uncharacterized. The record is from RefSeq and is a predicted model, not a curated record. The coding region runs from base 1 to 1167 and encodes 388 amino acids. The transcript has a single exon. NCBI's taxonomy places the organism in Eukaryota, Metazoa, Arthropoda, Insecta, Coleoptera, Lampyridae.
AUGCAACAGAAAACCAAGAAGAAAAGAUCUGAAACUCAAAACACAAAUUUUGUCAACAUAAACUCUUUCCAUGACUUGAGUGCCAUCAACCAAAUUAUUGACAUUUUCGAAAAAUCCAGCCCUGGUCAAGACUCAAAUAAAUAUUUUGUUGAAGUUCUCAUUGAGGGUAAACCGCAAACCUUCGAAGUGGAUUCUGGCGCCGGAAUUACGCUCCUUCCGGAACCAGAUUUUCAAAAAUUGAAUUUCAAUAAGGCAUUACUCAGGCCGACUCAUGUUCAAUUUCGUUCCUACACCUCCGGAAUUUUCAAACCUCUUGGGGUCGCAGAAGUUACAGUACAAUACCGAGAUCACAAAUCGACCGAAUUACUAUUCAUAGUACCAGCUCAGUUUUCGCCACUCCUGGGUAGAACCUGGAUUAGACAUUUGAAAAUUAGCCUUGGAGAUAUCGACGAACAAAAUUCUACAUUAUCAAAUGUAAACUCACUUGACAUUAUUGCAGACAUAAUGAGAGAUUUUGCUGAUAUAUUUGAGCCCAAAGUCGGAUGUGUACCUGGAAUCACUUGCUCCCUCGAGUUGCGCCCUAAUUCAAGACCAGUUUUCAUCAAAGAACGACCUGUCCCAUACGCUCUGUUGGAGAAGGUUAAUAUCGAACUGGACAAUCUCGAGAAAUCAGGCAUUAUUUCAAAAAUUGAAGUUAGUGACUGGGGUUCUCCUCUAGUCAUUAUUCCAAAGACUGACAAUUCGCUUCGUCUUUGUGUCGACUACAAGAUUGGCGUCAAUAAACAACUCAAAUCGGCUCAUUACCCUAUAAGAAAGAUUGAUGAUAUUCUCAAUAAUCUUCGAAAUUCAAAAUUUUUCUGCCAUUUGGAUCUUUUCAAAGCAUAUUUACAUAUUCAAGUAUGCGACGAAAGCAAGGCAAUUCAAACCAUCUCAACACAUCGAGGUACUUACCUCAUGAAUCGUCUUUCGUUUGGUAUCAAAACCGCGCCAAGCGAAUUCAACAGAAUUCUCGAUCAGAUUUUGGCUAAUCUAGAUGGAGUCAUGUCGUACUAUGACAACAUAAUCGUCCACGGCUCUACAUUUGAAGAGUGUAAGCAGAGACUGAUAGCUUGCCUCGAAAGGUUAAAAAAGAACGACUUGCAUCUGAACAAAGCAAUUGAUUCAUAA